GCACAGGAAGAAGAUGCGGGUCAGCAGGACGACACUUUGCGAUGAUUACGGUUCAUUUUCGACAUGUGCUGACGGGUUAAUGGUCUCCUGCGUGCAGUGAGAAGGAGCUGCAUUGACGCGCGGCCGGCUCGCCGCCCCGUUGAGAUGCUGCCGAGGAAACGAUGAGGAAAAACACCGUAACCCCUGGGUGUGUUUACUUCUGCUAACUACAGCACGGCUCGGAUGUAGCUGUGCGUUCACCUCGACUGCAUCGGGUUCACAGGUGAAAUGUUAGUUACUGUUCAAUAACAUCUGAACACAUGAGGACAGUAAGAGGCACUGCAGGCUGCUUGCAUGACAGACGGCCACCUCUUCAUCAUCAUCGCACUCAGCCUGACUCAGGUCUGCCAUCCGUCACACCAGGGGCUGUCCAAUGCCGAAUACAUCAGAAGGCCAAGGGUCAAGUGUAUCUGGGACAGGGGAGCCAUCAGCGCAGAGGCCCAAGGAUGGGGAGGAGGAGCGCGGCCUCAUCAGCACCCUCGCCCGGGACGCUGCCAGAGCGCGGCGGGCGUCCAGUGCCGAGCUGCACCUGCCGUGGACCUGCCCGGUCACCCACUCCCGUGAGAAGUUCUACACCGUCUGCUCCGAUUACGCCCUCCUCAACCAGGCUGCUUCCGUGUACUGUCCCCCGAGCGCAGCCAGGGACGCGGGGCCCAAAAAGCAGGACGACGGGCCGCCCCUUCUGAAGCCCAAAUCCUCAUCCGACUUCGGCGCUGGUCAAACCAGGGGCGCUCAUGUGGGGUCGGACGGGGACUGUGACAUGGAGGAGGUGUCCUCCGGGCACGCCAAGCCCAUCCUGGCCUGGGAGAUUGACACGACAGACUUCAAUGCCGUGCUUACAAGAAAAAUCCGAACGAGCAACGGGAAGAAAUGCAGCAGCAAGAAGAUGAAGUCAUUAGACAGACCCAGCAGGAAUCUACAAGACGUCUCUCCUCAUGCCUCCCUGGAGGACAUCAAACAGAGAAAAGUUCUAGACCUCAGAAGAUGGUACUGCAUCAGUCGGCCACAGUACAAGACUUCAUGUGGAAUCUCCUCCUUGGUGUCCUGCUGGAACUUCUUAUACAGUACUCUGGGUGCAGGGAGUCUCCCACCCAUCUCUCAGGAAGAGGCUCUGCAUAUUCUGGGGUUUCAGCCGCCUUUUGAAGAAAUCAAGUUUGGUCCCUUUACUGGCAACGCUACUCUGAUGCGGUGGUUCAGACAAAUCAACGACAACUUCCGAGUGCGAGGUUGCUCUUAUAUUCUGUACAAACCGCAUGGAAAACACAAGACGGCCGGAGAAACGGCGGAAGGAGCGCUGUUGAAGCUGACACAAGGGCUGAAGGACGAGUCUAUGGCCUACAUUUACCACUGUCAGAACCACUACUUCUGCCCCGUGGGAUUUGAAGCCACGCCCCUCAAGGCGGCAAAGGCUUACAGGGGUCCUCUGCCCACAAACGAAAUGGAACACUGGAUUUUAAUAGGUGAACCCAGCAGGAAGCAUCCGGCCAUUCACUGCAAAAAAUGGCUGGACAUCGUGACUGAUCUCAACACGCAGAACCCAGAAUACCUGGACAUUCGCCACACAGAGAGGGGGAUUCAGCGCCGCAAAACCAAAAAGGUGGGUGGCAAUCUGCACUGCAUCAUGGCCUUCCAGAGGGUGAACUGGCAGAAGCUCGGCCCCUGGGCGCUAAAUCUGGAGAACCUGCGGCACGACUUCCACCACCCGGGCGCGGAGCGGGCCGACGGAAGCGCCGCAGACGACGCGGAGGAGAGGGUCUCGUCCAAGCGGCUGGCCCAGCUGGGACGCUCGCACAGCAUGGGCAGUCAGAAGGACACCAGCUGGAAACGCCUGUCCAACACUGCUGAGUACAGACAAAGGAGCUCCCCUGACAGCGACCUGGAAGAAGACAUUACAGACUGAAGAGGUUGAUGUGGGGACGUACGGGAGGAGGUUUAAAUAACCGGUACAGAAAACACUAAAACCAACGAUUUGUGGUUGUUUGUUAAAUACAGCAUUCAUUAGGGACUAUUUUUAGCUGCAGAUUUUAUACAUUCGGUGCUUUAGAGAGUACCAGCAGCAGGGUGGUGUAGAUGGGAUCUGAAUAAGCUACAGCGCUUAUGUUUAUUGAAACACAGGAACAUGUAAGCCGGUGUGACAGUGGCCGUAUUCACACCUUUGAUUAACAUCUGGUCACAAGUGUAAAAUACAGGUGUAAACGCACCCAGGACGCAUUGAGGAGGCAUGUGAGUUAUUUAAAGUCAGACCACUUUAGGAGGUGGUAUGAGUCGCAUUUAACCACGUUCCCUUGAAAGUGUGAACAAUUAAUGCAUCCUGGCUCCCAUUAUUUUAUUUUUUAUUCCCUUUAUAUUAUAAAGGAAAAGCAGCGUCAAUUCAUCAGCUAUGAAAUAUUUAAAAUAUUCUAUCAUGUCUACAUGUCUAUAAAACUAGCAAGGAACCUGCGUAAGCGUGCCGCAUAAAAUUACUUUACCACGUGGGAGUGAGGGCAGCUGUUACAACCCGGCUCGAGAGGCGCAACAUAAAGGUGAAGACACAUGGAUGGAAAGUAAGGAUUUAUUUCAUUAAAAAGAAAACAGGUGAAACAACAGGUGCUGCAGCUGAAAAACGAUCCCGCUCGACCUCUUCAACGAGGCCCUUUGAGUCUUCUCAGGUGUGGCUGGUUAAGGUGAUUGAGCACAGGCCGAACAGAGGGGCAUAACAGCAGCUUUAAGCCAUCGCUGUGUCCAUGUUGAGGAUGUUUCAAGGAACUAAAAAUGUUCCUCCAUCCUGUGGUAAUCUCUAUAUCCUCCAAAGUGUCACAACAGUAAAAAAAAAAAAAAUGACGACAAAAGUCUAACGUAGACCUGCUCGUUGUGCAUCACCAGCUCAAGUUCCCGUCUGACAUCUUCCUCCGCAUAAGUGCUCAGCAAAGCCUCGACACUGGCACAAAUAACACACACACAAAAUGACCUCUUUUGCAGCUGCGGGUUUUAAGAUAAUGUUUGUAUAACUCUACAGUAGUUGACCGAUCAGAACGUUCAGUUCAAUACUCUGAAACAAUCACUGCAGGACUUUUAGGCCAUGGUUCUUCUAGUGGAGACAGAGAUCAGAUGUUCUUUUGUUUGCUGUAAUCGUUCUUCUUUUCGUACUGGAUACUGUUUCCAGUCAGUAAGUGGACAAAAUCAAGUCCUUGUACAAAAACAAUAACGUGGUUUAUCAUAAUGUGAUGUUAGAGAAGUGCAACUCAGUUAAAUCGGUGUGUCUUUCAAACUUGCAUUUUUUUAGUGAGUAGUAAGCAGUGUCUAUCAGGGCAUCAUAGGGAGGAAGUUUGUUCUAAAAUGACUUCAGCUUUAAAAGCUGUCUGGUUCAUUGUUAGCUGUUAGCCAACCUGUUAGCUUUGGUUAAGCUGGUAUGUGCAGUGUUUAAAGCUUAACGUUGGGCAUGAACAAAAGGCGGCAAGCAAAGUGAUUUUCAUACUGCACCUGACCCUUUACGUGAAAUCUGUGAUUUAAGGCUGAAGACUUGCAGACGCUCAGAUUGAGCUGCUGGCUAAUGCAUUAGUUGCAAAGUUAGGCAAAUUUAUCAUAUGUUGGAAAGAAAAAGCUUCCUAACUUGUAGCCAGCACAAGAAAUAGACUAACAAAGUUUAUGAAAUGUUUUUUUUUUUCUUAACAGCACAUCAAACCACGGCCUCGAACAUGAACACUGAGUUGUGUCAACACUUGUUGCAGUUCUAAAAACGGUAUAAGUUCAUUAGAAGUGUUAUGAUUUUGUCCGUCCUUGUGUAUAUAAACCAGUGAAGAAGGAUUAUAUGUUACUACAUGUUAGAGCCACGCUACAGGUUUACGUUCAUUUUAUCCUCAUGCCCGUAGGGUGCACAUAUUUAUGUGUAUAUUUCAUUACAGUUCCGUCACAUCAUCCUGAACUCGAUGCAGUGUUGCUGUUCAUUCGGUUCAGAGUUGACACGGCUCCAUAACUCAUUGUGCAGGUACCGUUAGUGGGCUUGUUCAGUGGUCAGUUCGGUCCGGUCCGUGUUGUGAAAGCGACCGGUACUUUGUUGUGCUUUGUAAAACCUCCAGUGACACUGUUGUGUAGAUGAUCCUGUCGUGUUUAAAAGGUGAGAGCUGUACAGAAGUGAGAACGUGAAGAACGCCAACCCCAGAAAGUGAAGACUGCAUGGUUUAUUUUCAUGUUUAUGUACAGACACAAGGUGUUCUCCCUCUGCUUUAGGUUGCAUCAUUGUGGUGCCAUUUGUCUUUGACCCAACGCAGUUGGGAUUGUGCACUCCAGUGGGUUUGAUGUAGUGGUUUGGUUAUUUAUUUCUUUUACAAUAAAAUAAGUUUGUUUUUUUUAUAAA
Messenger RNA from Mugil cephalus (flathead mullet), 4372 nucleotides. Its product is annotated as basic immunoglobulin-like variable motif-containing protein. The transcript has 10 exons. Gene Ontology annotation, biological process: nucleotide-excision repair. Gene Ontology annotation, molecular function: DNA endonuclease activity; single-stranded DNA binding. Bases 413 to 1939 code for a protein of 508 amino acids. The record is from RefSeq and is a predicted model, not a curated record. NCBI's taxonomy places the organism in Eukaryota, Metazoa, Chordata, Actinopteri, Mugiliformes, Mugilidae. Gene Ontology annotation, cellular component: nucleus.